This is a messenger RNA of Prunus armeniaca (apricot), 1584 nucleotides long. The record is from the annotation of a GenBank genome assembly. NCBI's taxonomy places the organism in Eukaryota, Viridiplantae, Streptophyta, Magnoliopsida, Rosales, Rosaceae.
AUGGAUUCUCUUAUUAUGCAAUCCAUGGAAAAAAAUGUUCCCAUUAUGGAAUUGUCGUUCACCAUACCAUUUUUGUUCGGCCUAAUUUUUUGCAUCUGGUGGUGGUGGCGGCCGACGAGAUUGCCGUACCCACCGGGGCCUGUAGGGUUUCCGAUAAUCGGUAACAUGCUGAUGAUGGACCAACUAAACCACAUAGGGCUGGCCAAACUAGCUAAGCAAUAUGGCGGCAUUUUCCUCCUCCGCAUGGGGUCGUUACACGUGGCAACCGUUUCAACGCCCGACGUGGCUCGCCAAGUGCUUCAAGUCCAAGACAGCAUUUUCUCUAACCGUCCGGCCACCAUUGCCAUCCGCUACCUCACCUAUGACCGAGCCGACAUGGCCUUUGCUAACUAUGGACCCUUCUGGCGCCAGAUGCGUAAGCUCUGUGUCAUGAAGCUCUUCGGUAGGAAAAGAGCUCAAUCUUCGUGGGAGUCGUCCAGGGAUGAAGUCAACGCGACUGUCCGAACCCUUGCUAGCCGCGAGGGUUCGGCUGUGAACAUCAGGGAAGUGAUGUUCACGUUGAUGAAGAAUGUUGUGUAUAGGGCUGCUUUUGGGACGAGCUCGCAGGAAGGGCAGGAGGAGUUGAGUGGAAUAUUGAAAGAGUUUGGAAAGCUAUUUGGUGAGUUCAAUAUAGCGGAUUUCAUUCCUUGGCUGGAGUGGGUUGACUUUGACUCCCAAGGGCUUAACGCUAGACUCGUUAAGGCUCGAGAGUCAUUGGACAGGUUCAUCAACAAGGUCAUAGAUGACCACAUGCAAAAAAAAUUUGGGAAGAAAUGCAACGAGGAUGGUGAAGGUAAAACUGAUAUGGUGGAUGAAUUAUUAGCCUUUUACUGCAGCGAAGAAGCAGGAGCAGGUGAAUCAGAUCAUCAUGGUUAUGCAGAAAACGCCAUCAAAGUUACUAGAGAGAACAUCAAAGCCCUCAUCAUGGACAUUAUGUUUGGGGGAAUAGAGACCGUAGCAUCGGUUACAGAAUGGGCGAUGGCAGAGCUAAUGAGAAACCCAGAAGAGCUGAAACAGGUCCAGCAAGAGCUUGCUGAUGUGGUGGGGCUAAACCGCAGACUCGAAGAGAGCGACUUUGAGAAGCUGACUUACCUAAAAUGUGUCCUCAAAGAGACACUGCGUCUUCACCCACCUGUUCCUCUGCUCCGCCACGAGACGGAGGAGGACGCGGCGAUUUCAGGUUAUCACAUCCCGAAGAAGUCGCAUGUGAUGAUCAACGUGUGGGCCAUUGGGAGGGACAAGGACGCGUGGCACGAUCCGGACACCUUCAAGCCUUCAAGGUUUCUCAAUCAUGAUGCACAUGACUUAGGGAACUUUGAGUUUAUACCAUUCGGGUCGGGUCGGAGGUCGUGCCCGGGUAUGCAGUUGGGGAAGUAUGUGCUGGAGUUGGUGAUGGGGCACUUGCUUCAUUGCUUUACGUGGGAGUUGGCUGAUGGGAUGAAGCCAUGCGAGCUUGACAUGAACGAUGCUUUGGGGCUCACCUCUCCUACGGCAAGUGCUCUGGUCGCUGUACCAACUAAAAGGCUGGUGUGUUCACUCAGCUAA